Messenger RNA from Macadamia integrifolia, 1844 nucleotides. Its product is annotated as protein PIN-LIKES 3-like. Gene Ontology annotation, cellular component: membrane. The transcript has 11 exons. The record is from RefSeq and is a predicted model, not a curated record. Bases 496 to 1767 code for a protein of 423 amino acids. NCBI's taxonomy places the organism in Eukaryota, Viridiplantae, Streptophyta, Magnoliopsida, Proteales, Proteaceae. Gene Ontology annotation, biological process: endoplasmic reticulum to cytosol auxin transport.
CACAUUCCAUACGCAUAAACUUUCCAAUAAAUAGAGAGAUCGAUACAUAGAAGCAUUCACAUUUCACAAUCUUCUUCUUUCCCAAAUGCUUUUAGUCUCCCCCAACUUAGGAUGAAGGUUUGAGAGAAUGGUAUGGCCAUUGCAGCUUUAGGAUUCUUUAAAUUUCCCCACCUUUUUUCAACAUUCUUUCUUCUUGUAUUUUAAUUCCACUUUCGUUUUUAUUUUACUAUUUUUUUCCCCUUGGAAAUGAAACCAUUCCAAUAACAUUUCCGGAGUCCAGAUAGAGUUACAGAAGGUAUAGAAAGAAACGAAUAGGGAAGAAAAAGAAGAGAAGCAAGAGAUUGAUCUGAUAAAGGUAAUCUUUCUUUCUUAGCAAAAAGGAUACACAGCCAUGCACACAACUGUUGGACCAUGGAUAAAGGUCUACAAUGCGCCCUUUUCAUCCCGCCUGAUGAAUUGGACAAAUUUUUUUAAGACUUGCAAGGAAUUCUCGGCAUGGGGCUUCUGAAUCUCUUCAUCGUUGCAUCAAAUCCAGUGUUGAAAGUCCUAUUGGUUACGGCUCUUGGGUCCUUUCUCGCACUGGAUAGCAUUGGUAUUUUAGGAGAUGAUGCAAGGAAGAAUUUGAAUAGAGUUGUGUUCUUUGUAUUUAAUCCAGCACUUGUGUCCUCCAACCUUGCUAAAACAAUAACAUAUGAAAGCAUGCGUAAAUUGUGGUUCAUGCCUAUAAAUAUUUUAUUUACAUUUCUCAUUGGUUCAGCACUUGGAUGGAUACUUAUACAAAUCACAAGGCCUCCUUCACAUCUAAGGGGCCUUAUCUUGGGUUGCUGUGCUGCUGGAAAUUUGGGGAAUCUUCUUAUCAUCAUUGUCCCAGCAAUCUGUAAAGAGAAAGGCAGCCCAUUUGGAGACUCUGAUGUCUGCAGUACAUAUGGACUGGCUUAUGCUUCACUUUCUAUGGCGAUUGGAGCCCUUUUUUUGUGGUCGUAUGUGUACAAUGUUGUGCGGAUAUCUUCAAGUAAUUGCACUGAAGCAAUUGAUGAAUCCACAAGUAACUCUUCAGAAGAACCUUCGGCAGUACUGAAUGGGAGUUGCAAAGAGCCACUACUUUCAAAUGAUUUAUCAAUCUUGGAGAACCAAGGAGACCAUUUUGCACUUCCAUGCUCUUCAUCGCUGAAGUUUGCUUCCACAUUGACUCAAGGAGAAUCUUGCCAGUUUCCAAUUUCAGUUAAGUUUAAACAAUAUUUAAAGACGAUUUUAGGAAAGAUCAACUUGAAGACAUUGUUCGCACCUUCAACCACUGGAGCGAUUGUUGGGUUUUUUGUUGGAGUAAUCUCUCCAAUUCGAUGGCUAAUGAUUGGUGAUAGUGCUCCUCUUCGCGUCGUUGAAGAUUCUGCUUAUUUGAUUGGUGAAGGAGCCAUCCCAGCUACAACCUUGAUAAUGGGAGCAAACCUUCUUAGAGGUUUACGAGGGUCGGAUAUUCGUGUGUCCCUUGUCGUUGGGAUUAUAGCAGUUCGUUAUAUUGCACUCCCACUGUUUGGCAUUCUCAUUGUUAAAGGGGCGCUGCAUUUUGGCCUGGUGCAAUCAGAUCCAUUGUAUACAUUUGUUCUUCUUCUUCAAUUUGCGCUUCCGCCUGCAAUGAACAUAGGAACAAUUACCCAAUUGUUUGGUGCUGGUGAGAGAGAAUGUUCUGUUAUUCUGCUAUGGACAUAUGGAAUAGCUUCAAUUGCCCUUACCCUUUGGUCAACCUUCUUUAUGUGGCUCGUAGCUUGAUUUUGGUUCUUUCAGUGUCAAGUUGUUUCUACCCCCAAUGCACAUCGUUUCUACUACCAAUGUUUUCCUUCUCUUUA